UGGGAAACAGAUGGCAAUUUUUGGCAAAAAUUGACAGGCUUGUGCUAUGAAAGCUAUGAAUUGUUGUUGUUUUUGUUUUUUUCAGUUAGGUCACAAGAUAACUGGUUUGAUUAGGCUAGCUUUGCAUUCUGUUAACUAUUAUUCUGUUAUUAGAUAUUAACAUAUCACUAGCAGAUUAGCCUGUUAGCUUAGCUUUCACUGCUAAAAAAGAAUGCUUGGAAAUUGGAAAUAAAUUUGGGAUACACAACAAAUAAACUAAGCAUAUUUGAGGAUGUAUAAAUGCUUAAAAGACGUUGAAAUUGAUAUUGUUCCAAUUCGCUGCAAGGACCUCUAUUGUAGUGUAACAGUCACAUGUCACAAACAGCUCAGGUGAUUGGCUGAAAAAACUUAGCAUCCAUGAAGAAAAGAUAGCAGCAUACAGGGUUCAUACUUCCAUCAGUUAUGACCAAGCCAGCUGAGCAUCUGCCAUUGAGAUGCUAAUGUAUACCUUUCUCCAGAUGCAGAUCUUCUUAUCUGCAAACACCAGGGUCCCACAUGCUGCACCCGCAAGAUGGAGGAGAGCUACUACGCCGCUGCCAAGAGAGACACACUCCAGAACAUUCUCUCCUAUAGUUUCGAACUCAAAUAUCUCAUCCUGGGCCAUGCCUCUUCCUUCCAGGAUACCUUCCAUUCCCUGCUCUCCUUCACUCUAAAUCAUACCUACUCGCUCUUCGAAAGCACCUACGGGGCGAUCUCUCAAGACGCUAAACCCUUGGUGUCUACCCUCUUCUCUGACCUUGACCUCUACCUCCGUGGUGAUGCCAACACCUCUGUAGAACACUCAGUCCACAGUUUCUACGACAAACUUUUCCCAUUGGUAUACCAACACUUGGUCAAUCCGGGCUUGGGUUCAAAUGUUUCUACCUGGUCCUCCGAAGGAAGCGAAUGCCUACGUGCCACUCGGCAUGACAUCAACCCCUUUGGCCCUCACCCGCAAGAACUUGCUCAGGGACUGUCUAGGGCACUAGUGGCCGGUCGUGCCCUCAGUCGGGCACUGGCGGUGGGUUCCGAGGUUCUGAAUGCCCCCGAAUCGGUGGGAAUGGCGCGCCAAUGUGGACGUGCACUGGUGCGGAUGCUGUUCUGUCCGCACUGCCGUGGAUUGACCCUGAUCCGACCUUGCGGAGGCCUGUGUCUCAAUGUGAUGCGGGGUUGCCUGGCAGGUCUAGCUGAGCUGGAUGGGCCCUGGAGACGCUAUGUAGCAUUGCUGGAGGGGCUGAGCGGGGCACUGUCAGGGGGAUACGAAGUGGAACUGGCACUUCUACGCAUCCGGGAAAGAAUUAAUGAUGCCAUCCUUACUGCGCAACUCCAUGGACCACAUCUCAGCGCCAUGGUGGGUAAAGUUUGUGGUUCCUUGACCGAACCGGUUUCCUCCACUCCAGUCAGUCCCACCUCAAGAAGUUUGACUCCUUCAGUAAACCCAACCAUUGAACUCCAAACCUCAGUCACAUCCUCCAGUCCUACAACACUACCUAAUACAGGCAACCAACAUGAGCACAUAACACUAAAAAGAAGGUCUCUGCCUCUGAAACCGUCCAAAAACGACAAACCCAGAAGCCUGAAAAAGAUUUCAAAGGAGUUUAUGGGCUACAUCCAGCGGUACAAAUCAUUCUUCUCCACCCUGCCGGAGAUGCUGUGCGAGGGGGAGGUGAUGAUGGAUGAAAACACCUGCUGGAGUGGAGAAGAUGUGGUAGAGAGUUAUACAGGUCACGUGGUGGGGAAUGGACUGCAAGCCCAGAAACACAACCCAGAGAUAAAGAUCAGAAGUGCGGAUCCAAUCCUGGUCAACGCGAAGGAAAAGCUAGAGCACUUCAACCAGGAGGUUCUGAGACUUUGA
Messenger RNA from Sinocyclocheilus rhinocerous, 1873 nucleotides. RefSeq names its product glypican-5-like. The record is from RefSeq and is a predicted model, not a curated record. The transcript is spliced from 8 exons. The coding region runs from base 551 to 1873 and encodes 440 amino acids. Gene Ontology annotation, cellular component: plasma membrane; cell surface; extracellular region. Gene Ontology annotation, biological process: cell migration; regulation of protein localization to membrane; positive regulation of canonical Wnt signaling pathway. Lineage: Eukaryota; Metazoa; Chordata; Actinopteri; Cypriniformes; Cyprinidae.